CCAAAGUAAGGAGUAGUCCAUGAGAAACUGCAGACUUUAUUCAGUCCUUCUACGUUAGGUUGCUAGCAUCUUCAACAUGGCUUCUAGCGAGGAGUUCAACUUAGCUGCUCUUGUAUCCCAUUAUCUGCUGCAAAAGGAUGCCUCGUUGGCGAAGAUUUUUCAGAAGAAGACUCGCGCGCCUAAUCUGCCAGAAGAAGCACCCAAGUUAAAAGAUGUAUUUCGAUAUUAUCAAAAUCACUGUCCCAAGAAACUUGUUAUGAAGAUGCAAGUUGAAGAUAGCAGUUCAGCCUCAAGUUCAGAUAGUCAAGAAGUCCUGAAAAAAGUCACACAAGUCAAUGGUGACUCACAGGUUAAAAUGACUGCAGUUAAGCAAGCUGCGGAAUCUUCUUCCGAGAACACUUCCUCCUCCAGUGAUGAAGAAGCAACAUCUAAAAAACCGAUAAAGAAGUCAGAACCCAUUAAGGUUACACAUGCAGAUCCAGAAGCAGAAAGUUCUGAUGACAGCUCUUCAGAGGAAGAAGAGGAAAUUCAAAAGACAACAAAAGAGAACAAGAAAAAGAAGAAGAAAUCGUCAAGCGAAGACAGCGAUAAUGUCUCGAAGAAGUUGACAUCAACUCCUGUAUUAACUCAUAAGUCGACUUCAAUAGCAUCGCAUAAAUCAACACCGACUACUGUGGAAACUCCAAAGUCCAUGCAGAAAACAUCUAAGUCGACAUUAUCUGCGUCAGCAAUUCACAAGUCGACACCAAUGCCAUUAGUUGCCCAUAAAUCGGUACCUACUGCAAAGAAUUGUAAGAAUAUAAAACCUAUGGAUUAUGACGAUUCUGACGAUUCCUCGGAACAAGAGGAGGAACUGGUGGUUAAGCAGAAACCCAUAGUGGCUAAUAAAAAAACAGAAUCGUCCAGUGAUGAUUCUGAUGAUUCAUCGGAAGAUCAAAAACCACCAGUUAAGCAACAAUUAGUUGCAAAAACAUCUACACCAAAAGUAACUCAAUCGUCGCAGAAACAGAGCAAAGCAACGCCAGCAAAAGUGACAAAAGAGGAUCCAUCAUUGAGUGAAGACAGCAGCGACGAGGAGGAAGAGGAAGAAGAGGAGCCAAAGAAAGCAACUGUUGUUAAAAAGAUAACAACGCCGAAAGCAAUAUCCGCUAAAGUGGAAUCUACCACUGAAGAUAGUACUGACAAAAAGAAAUCCGCAUUGAAGAGACCAGCUCCCGUUAAGACUCCAGCGAUACAAAAGUCUGUUAAAGAAGAAUCUUCUAGCGACGAAGACAGUAGUAGCGAAAACGAACCUCCUGCUAAAAAAGUGGCUCCUGCUGCGAAAGUUCAAGUUGCGAAGAAGAAGGAAUCGUCAAGUGAAGAUUCUGAUGAGUCGGACGAAGAUGAGGCACCACCUGCGAAAGCAGUUACAAAACCGGUAACUAGCAUGACAUCGAAGAAACAGGAAUCCUCCAGUGAAUCAUCUGAGGAUGAUUCGGAAGAUGAAGCACCGGCUAAGGAAGCACCCGCUCCAGUAAAAACACCUCCGGUAAAAACGGGCGCGAAGAAGGAAUCUUCAAGCGAUUCGGACGAUUCAGAUUCGUCCGAGGAAGAAAAACCCAAAGCCAUUGUCAAAGCCGCGCCAGCGAAAGCUGUCGCCAAAACAGCACCUGCCAAAAAGGACUCUAGUUCGGAGGAGAGCGAUUCCGACGAAGAAGAAACACCAAGCCAGAUGCCUGUCAAAUCGCAUAAGAGGAAGCGCACAGAUGAAAACGAAGACAAGUCAGCUGAGAAUAUGAAACCGUCGAAGAAGAAUUACGAUAAUUUUGUGAAAGCAAGCAACAACUUUAACGGUGACCAGCCCAAGAAAAGUGUUCCAUUCCGUCGUGUAAGACAGGAGGAGAUCACAGUGGAUCCAAAAUUAGCUAAUAAUUCCUUCGAAGCAAAGAAAGGAGCACGCGGAUCGUGGGGAGAACGAGCCCAUCAGGAUCUGAAGCAUACAAAAGGCAAGUCGUUUCGGCAUGAGAAGACCAAGAAGAAGCGUGGUAGCUAUCAUGGCGGACAAAUAGAUACUAGUGUUAAUUCCAUUAAAUUCGAGGAUUAAACAAAUACACCUACAUGUAACAUUGAUUUUUUUUGGUACCAUUUACGUCAUUAAGAUGAUAAGUUAAAAUACUACUUUAUGAUGCAAACAUUUAUACUGGAAUAUUCUGUAAGAAGUUUGCUCCCAAGAACUCUUUAAAGAAAUGACAUAAUCGAUUACACUAUUGCCGAACAGUAUGUAUAUUUGAUAAAAAUAUGUAUUCUCCUUACAGUAAUUGUUCACGAUCUCUGUGAUGUCUGCUAUGUAAUUUUAUUCGCAAUAUAUCACAUGACGAUAUGUUGAUUUUUAUAAAGAGAGAGGAGCUUACAGAAGCUGUAUUACUGAGAUUACAUGUGUGCAUUUUAUUGGAUUCGAUAAGUCCGUGAGAAUUUUUAUGAAAAGCUUAAAACCGAUACCCUUAUGAUCAGGCACGGCUUGACUUUUUUCUUUUCGAUAACCUGCUAAAAAAAAGAAAUGGUUAAUACAUUAUUGAAUAAGUUAUUUCGCCCAACUAUAAAUGUAUCGACCUUCGCACGAACUUAUCGAACAAUUCAAUAUAUUAUAACAAAUUGAAAAAAAAAAAGCUGUAGUAAAGUAUUCAAUGCAACCAAGGUGUCUAUCGUUUCUGAGAAAUUCGAUGGCUACAGGCCCUUAGAUUUAACACUUAUUUUCUAUAAUAAUGGUUUAAAAUAUCAAUUUGACUCACAAAUGA
This is a messenger RNA of Dinoponera quadriceps, 2774 nucleotides long. It is a transcript of the gene Nopp140, whose product is annotated as nucleolin 1. Gene Ontology annotation, cellular component: nucleolus; nucleoplasm. The record is from RefSeq and is a predicted model, not a curated record. The transcript has 4 exons. Bases 77 to 2083 code for a protein of 668 amino acids. NCBI's taxonomy places the organism in Eukaryota, Metazoa, Arthropoda, Insecta, Hymenoptera, Formicidae.